AUGGGCUUGAAUGUCCCACGCUACCACUCCGGGCUGAGAGCCGCCUUCUACCGUGGUGGCACCAGCAGAGGGCUCAUUGUCACGGCGAGCCACUUGGCGGCGUAUGAUCAGGCGACGCGAGACCGCAUCCUCUGCGCAGCAAUGGGCUCGCCAGAUCCAGACGGCAGGCAGAUCGAUGGCCUCGGCGGUGGCGCUUCGUCCCUCUCAAAGAUAGCAAUCAUCAACGCACCAGGGCGAGGCUUCGUCAAGACGGCCGCAGAGGCUGGGAAUCCGCUGCCAGGCGUAGAGUGGGCAGACGAUUUCACACAAGCCCGCGAUCGGAGGACAGGGUGGGACGUCGUAUAUCGCUUUGGUCAGGUGCCCAUCAAAUCUGGCACCACAGUCGACUGGUCGACAACAUGCGCCAACCUCGUCGCAGCUGUCGCUCACUCAGCCGUCAGGAGUGGGAAUGUCAAUGGCAAACGCAUCGACCAACACUUGCUCCGAGAGGGCCACGCUAUCACCGAUGAGUUUCGCUUUCCAUUGCGAAUCCUCUGCGCAAAUACGGGGGGCCGCUUUACCGCACAUGUACCCGUUGCUAGAGCUGGAUCGCUGUGGCAGCCAGUGGAUGUAGGAUCAGCGUCCAUUUCCGGCGUACCGGGGACGGCGCCUUCAACCAUCGUUGAGACGCCUCUCGACGGACCUGUUCUGCUACCCACGGGCAACCCAAGAGAUGAAGUCACCCUACCUGACGGCUCGACGAUUGCCGUCUCUAUCGUCAAUGCGGGUCUGCCCAUCAUCUUCGUCCGCGCCUCAGACUUUGGCGUCGACUUCAACAAGCUCACCUCUCACCCAGCUGACUUAGACAGCGACGGGGCAUUGGGCGCGAGGGUGGAGGAGCUGAGGAAAGCAGCAUCGCAGCUCUGUAGCGAGCUCAGGCAGCUCUACUUCCCUGGAUCGGCCUCUCCCAAAGUCUGCCUCUUGCAUCGCCGUGCAGCUUAUAAGUCCACGGGUGGCACGGACGUCACCGAGGACUCCAACGACAUUGUGGCUCGUGCGAUCAGCGUAGGGCAAUUCCAUCGUACAAUUCCAGCGACGGUGCUCAGCGCCUUGGGAGUCGCGUCUGGCUUCAAGGAGACGACAGUAUCUGAGAUCAUCCGCGAGGGGAGCAGCGACACGACCGCUCUAACCCCCAAGUGGGCCAAGGAGCUCAACAAGGGCAAGCGCGGGCUCAUCCGCUUCCUGCGCGUAGGCCAGCCAGCAGGUGUGUCUUCGACAUGCAUCCGAGUGCCCGCCGGGGCUUCGCAGCCAGACGCCAUCCUUAUGGAGCGCACAGCCAAGCUCAUCAUGAACGGCGAUGUCUCCAUCCCAGCGCAAUUGAUG
Jaminaea rosea is the source of this 1362-nucleotide messenger RNA. RefSeq names its product DUF453-domain-containing protein. The annotation marks the transcript as partial. The transcript has a single exon. The record is from RefSeq and is a predicted model, not a curated record. NCBI's taxonomy places the organism in Eukaryota, Fungi, Basidiomycota, Exobasidiomycetes, Microstromatales.